Caenorhabditis remanei is the source of this 876-nucleotide messenger RNA. RefSeq lists its product as uncharacterized. The transcript has 4 exons. The record is from RefSeq and is a predicted model, not a curated record. NCBI's taxonomy places the organism in Eukaryota, Metazoa, Nematoda, Chromadorea, Rhabditida, Rhabditidae. Bases 1 to 876 code for a protein of 291 amino acids.
AUGCCAGCCUUCACGCCGUUAGCGGCAACGAACGAGAAGAAUCGGCCGCUCGACGCCAUCUGGUCGAACGAAGAAGACGACGAAGAGCAAGAAACUGUCGUCGAAAAGCGGGGAAUCGUUGCGAAACUGUUUAAUAGUAGCAACGCUCAACAUGCCAAAUUGCUCGUUUUGGCUGUUCUGGCUCUUGUCCACUUCUACUAUCUCAAUGACUUCCUUGUCAAGUUCGCUGCAGUCGAUGAGAUGUCUCAAGAUGCCAGAUAUAUCAAAGCAUCCGGACCAAACUAUGCCAUGGACAUGGCUUCUGUCAGAUACACAUUCCAAGGAUUCAUUGAUUACAAAAAGAAUCUGUGGAUGACUGUCGGUGCAAUGUGUGCAUCUCUUGCCACCACUGCUUCUCUUCUCACCAUUUACAGUGGUCCACGUGACGCCUUCAAUCGUGCCGCAAUGAUUGUGAUCCGUGUAUUCGAUUUAUGUGCUUUCCUCUUCAUUUCCUUCCUUCUUUUUGCUCGAAUCUCGUCAGCGGUCGUCAUCAAUCAUACAACUCAACACUCUCUUCGUGCUGCUUCUCGUAUUUCUUCGAAUAUCGUCAAUGAUUUGGCAAAUACUCUCUCGUGUACCGUCGAGCCACGAGAUGAGCUUCCGAUUUGUAGCCGUCAGAUUAUUGAUUCAAUCUUCCCAGUCAAACUCAUCGAAUAUCUCAUCAUUUUGUGCCUUCUCACCGGAGCAUACAUCGGAUUGGCCUACUUGAUCGAGUGGUGCAUCCGUCACUUCUUCCCACCAACCCACGAGAAACUCACUCCAAUCAGUGCAAUCUCUCGUAAUUUGGUUGCUUCUUCUCGUUGCUCAUCAGAUAAUUCUGUUCUGAUCGCUGCCUAA